GACACUUCCUAUAGGUUAUAUCAUUCUGCAAUUGCAGAGAGAUUUAUUUUUAUAUUUCAUUUCAUUUCAUCUCAUCUUCUUCAUACACAAAUACAAAUAUUAUAGCCAUGCUGGGCAAGAGAACUCAUCCAAUGAUGGGAAGAUUAUCGGAAUUAUUGGUUUCCGGCAACCGUGCAGGAUUCUUGGAAAUUGGUACUACCCCAAGUCCAAGAAGCCCAUUAGAGUAUAAAAUUCAAUCACCAAGAGGGUUAAAGAACUAUUACGAUAUUGGUGGAGUUGGAUUAGGAAUUGUUGCUGCUCUUGAGAAGUCUACUUGCGAUGGAGGACAUGAAAUAUUAGCAAAGUAUGCAAUUUGCAGUGCAAAUAUGAACAUGAACAGGUCAGAUCCUAUACCAGUCAAUUCUGGUAAGAAAUGUGAGAGAUAUUCUUAUUGUAAAGAAAGAGAAAGGGAUCAGAGUUUGGAGAAUUUUACGUAUGUAACCAGCCAUGGACCAGAUAAUAAGUCCUUGACAAAAUUGUAUUAUGAUGAUCAUGGAAAUCAUAGAAUUGGGUUUCAUGUUAUUAAGGAAGCGCUGCCAUUGCCGCCACCGCCGGCGGCUAAAUUUUCCGAUGGCGAUGUUUCCAGCUUGUAUCCAACCUCAGAUUUUCUUAGUUCAUGCCACUUGUGCAAGAAAAAGCUCCAUGGGAGAGAUAUAUAUAUGUACAGAGGAGAGAAAGCAUUCUGUAGCGUAGAAUGCCGGUCGAGGCAGAUGAUGAUAGAUGAGAGGAAAGAACAGUGCAGAUCAGAAAUUGCAAGAUCUGCAGAUGUUUCAAGCUCACCAUACACAACAAGUCCUAUCUUCUCUACUGGAAUUCUUGCCAUUUAGCGUUAGAAAACCAUAUAACUACGGUUAAAACUCUAUUAUAUAUAGCAAUAACAUCUAUUAUAUACAUGACAACUUAUCUUCUCAAUAUUCAGAAAAAAAAGAAAGAAACAAUUUUUGUUCGGGAAUUAGGAUUGCAGGGAAAAUUAUGAAUAUGAAAAUGGAUUUUUACCUUUUUUUUUAAAAAAAAAAAAAUGUAAUUAUUAUAUUGAGAAAAUAAUUGUAAUUGCGGUAUAUGAUUAAGUACUGGUCAGAAUUUUACAAUUAUGAUAUUAUGAAGGAUGAUUUAUCGUUUUGUAACAA
This is a messenger RNA of Jatropha curcas, 1166 nucleotides long. RefSeq names its product FCS-Like Zinc finger 13. The record is from RefSeq and is a predicted model, not a curated record. Lineage: Eukaryota; Viridiplantae; Streptophyta; Magnoliopsida; Malpighiales; Euphorbiaceae.